AUGUCUAAAACUCUUGGACACGACAAGUUUAAUCCCUACGUUGCUUUUGACUUCAAGGCUGCCAACGAGAAUUAUGUAAAGAACGUGUUCAGAGAUCAAGAUCCUCCAGUCGGCGCCAGCUCUCGAGUGGGCAUCAUCACUUGUUGUGACGCCAGAAGUAGCCCCGACCAUUUCUUCCAAUUGAGUCAUAAUCAAGCAUUUAUCAUUCGCAAUGGGGGAGGAAGAACGAGCCCGCCGGAUGUGAUUCGAACAAUUGCAAGCAUUGAGAUCUUGAGUGACAUCAAAGAAAUCAUGAUCAUUCACCAUACCGAUUGUGGUUCCUUACACUGCAACGAUGAUUUCUUCCGAGCAGCGAUCGCCAAAAACGACCCGAACAUGAAAGAUGGGCCAUUCUUAGAAGGUGCUGACUUGUGGACGCAAGGCGUUGCGUGGGUACCAUUUGAUUGGAAAGAGGGCGAGACAGAAAGGCAGGUGCUAGAUCGGAGUGUCGUGGAUGAUGUACACUUUCUCCGGCGCCAUCCCCUUAUGAAGCCAUCAAUUCCUAUCACGGGCUGGGUAUAUGACGGAUCCACAGGGGCAGUUGAAGAGAUCGACUGUGGACUCGAGAAAGGACGUGAUCCCAAGCAACUCGAGCUCCUGCAGGCGCAAAUCGCAAAACGGGUGCAGAAGUAG
Molecule: messenger RNA, 672 nt
Organism: Exophiala bonariae
Lineage: Eukaryota; Fungi; Ascomycota; Eurotiomycetes; Chaetothyriales; Herpotrichiellaceae
Exons: 2
Coding region: 1-672 (223 amino acids)
Molecular function (GO): zinc ion binding; carbonate dehydratase activity
Source: RefSeq, a predicted model, not a curated record